Messenger RNA from Cydia fagiglandana, 990 nucleotides. RefSeq lists its product as uncharacterized. The record is from RefSeq and is a predicted model, not a curated record. The transcript has 7 exons. Lineage: Eukaryota; Metazoa; Arthropoda; Insecta; Lepidoptera; Tortricidae. Bases 1 to 990 code for a protein of 329 amino acids.
AUGUAUAACGCACUUGUGUUCGUGUUCAUUACUGUGGUUUUAAACGGAAAUCCUAUAGUUCACGCUUUCAGGGAGUUUAAUGUGAAUGGUGCGGUGAAGAUUUUGGCGUUGGAAAACGAAUGGAUAGACAUACAAUGUAAGCAAGAUACCCCUAUGGCUUAUUGCGGCUUCGUACACCCCAGCGGCAAGCGGUUCUCAUUCUCAGGUAGGGAGCUGACAAACGGACACUGUGCCAUACCCAUCAAGGCGACUCGGCAGGACGUGGGCGAGUGGAGAUGCCAUAUAGGAAGAAAGCUUACAGGUGUAGAAGAUCAGCAGAUAAUCGAGCUUCGUGUCGUCGACAAGCUAGCCGCAAUACGCAACAACAUAACAACAGUUCAUCGAAAAGAUGUGACAUUGGAGUGUGCGACCACCGAGGGUUAUAAACCACUGAGUUACUGUCGUUUUGAGCCCCCUAAUGGCCCGCCUUUUAGUAUCGACUCUGCUAUAAACUAUACUACACCAAUACUCGGCCGCUACUAUUUCCCACAAAACAAGAGCUUGGAUCGAGGAGAUUGUGCUGUGACCAUCCGGAAGGUGAAAUACGAGGAUGUGGGCAUCUGGACCUGCGGAGCUGGUCUCAGUGACGGGAACGAGUAUACGGACACAGUGGAGCUGAUUGUGGAAGGCAUAUACACCAUGUCAACGGCAUCAGCCACGGGGGUGACCUUCGGCGCAAUAGGCAUUGGGGCCUUCCUGCUCGUCCUGGGGUACCUUGGCUGGAAGAAGAGAAGCUUCCUCGGGGCAGCGCCGAGGCAGCAGGGGCACGACGACGGGCACGAGAUGGGGGAAAUGCCGCAGGCCCAGCACUCCCCACAAAGUAGAAGAUCGUCCAUCAGCAGACACUCGCCGCAAAUCCGCAGAGUGCCCAGUGUGGUCGUCCAAUCACCAUCACUGCCGUCAGAGACGGGCUCGCCUCUCAUAACCACACAAGAGACGAUCAAACCAUAG